Anolis sagrei ordinatus is the source of this 2845-nucleotide messenger RNA. NCBI's taxonomy places the organism in Eukaryota, Metazoa, Chordata, Lepidosauria, Squamata, Anolidae. The record is from RefSeq and is a predicted model, not a curated record.
UUGCUGUGCGCAUGCGCUGAAGAAUAAGGUAAGCGGAGCGCUCUGUCGGCCUUAAGAGUUUCCCAGCGGAUACACCGGAAGUGUGGGGAAGAACGGGACUACAUUCCCCAGCGGGCUUUGCGACUGCACAGGAAGUGCCGGGAAAUCGCGCUUCCUGUCGCUGUGGAUCGCCAUGGCGCCCACCAUCCAGACCCAGGCGCAGCGGGAGGAGCCCGGCCACAGGCCCAACUCUCACCGUGCGCUUCCUGAGAGAUCCGGGGUCGUGUGCAGGGUCAAGUACUGCAACAGCCUCCCCGACAUCCCCUUCGACCCCAAGUUCAUCACAUACCCCUUUGACCAGAACAGGUUUGUGCAGUACAAAGCCACCUCUCUGGAGAAGCAGCACAAGCACGACCUGCUGACGGAGCCCGAUUUGGGCGUCACCAUUGACCUGAUCAACCCCGACACAUACCGCAUCGACCCCAGUGUUCUUUUGGACCCAGCGGAUGAGAAGUUGCUGGAGGAGGAGAUCCAAGCGCCAGCCAGUUCCAAGAGGUCCCAGCAGCAUGCCAAAGUUGUUCCAUGGAUGAGAAAGACUGAAUAUAUCUCCACAGAGUUCAACCGAUACGGUGUCUCCAAUGAGAAGCCAGAGGUUAAGAUUGGUGUGUCAGUCAAGCAGCAGUUCACAGAGGAGGAGAUCUACAAGGACAGGGACAGCCAGAUCGCAGCCAUUGAAAAGACCUUCGAGGAUGCUCAGAAAUCUAUAUCUCAGCACUACAGCAAGCCCCGGGUGACCCCGGUGGAGGUCAUGCCUGCCUUCCCUGACUUCAAGAUGUGGAUCAACCCUUGCGCUCAGGUCAUCUUUGACUCGGACCCGGCGCCAAAGGAUACCAGCGGCACAGCGGCUCUGGAGAUGAUGUCUCAGGCCAUGAUCAGGGGUAUGAUGGAUGAGGAAGGGAACCAGUUUGUGGCCUACUUCCUGCCGGUGGAAGAAACGAUGCGGAAACGGAAGCGGGAUCAAGAUGAGGAGAUGGAUUACGCUCCUGAGGAUGUGUAUGAGUAUAAGAUCGCUCGGGAGUACAACUGGAACGUCAAAAACAAAGCCAGCAAGGGCUACGAGGAGAACUACUUCUUCAUUUUCCGCGAGGGCGAUGGCGUCUAUUACAACGAAUUGGAGACCAGGGUGCGUCUCAGCAAGCGCCGGGCCAAGGCCGGGGUGCAGUCGGGAACCAACGCCGUGCUUGUGGUGAAGCACAGAGAUAUGAACGAGAAGGAGUUGGAGGCCCAGGAGGCUCGCAAAGCCCAACUGGAGAACCACGAACCGGAGGAGGAAGAAGAAGAGGAGAUGGACUUGGGCAAGGAGGCUCAAGGAUCCGAGGAAGAGCCGGAGAAAGGCAGCGAGAGCGAGAAAGAGGCCAGCGAAGCGGAGGAAGAGGAGGAGGAGGCCCGUUCGGCCAGCGAGAGCGAAGCGGAGGCCAGCGAAGAGGAGGUCGCUGGGGCUGAGGAAGAGGAGGAAGAGAGCGAGGAGGACGAAAGGGCGGCCCGCGACAAGGAAGAGAUCUUCGGAAGCGACGACGACGAGGACUCCGAGCAGGAGGGCGGCCAGCCUGAGGGAGAGGAGGAGGAGAGCGGAAGUGAGGAGGAAGAGGAAGAAGAAGAGGAGGAGGAAGAGGGAGGAAGCAGCAGUCGCCGCCAGCAGCGGCAAGGCAGCCGCAGCCCCUUCCUCAGUGGCAGCGAUCACUCCAACCACGAAGAUGAAGAAGAGGAGGAAGAAGAAGGCGAGGCCAGCGGGAGCGAAGCCCACUCCGAGUCCAGCGAAGAAGGCAGCGAGAGUGACUGAGACUCUUGACCUUCGUGGGGAGCAAGACUGUAUUCCUCGCCCAGGGAAAAGAGAAAGACUUCAGGGCAACUUCUUGCCCCCUGGCACAAGGUGGACCCCAUUCUGGGCAACCUUCUUGGGCCAAAGGACUGUGCCAUUGAAGGCACUUGUGUGUCAGAGAGAAAGAGAGAGAGAUUUAUGUUUUAUCUUCUCCCUUUGUGUUUCCCUUUCUGUACAUAACAAUAAUGUGUUGUGCUCCUGACAAUAAAGUCUUCAGUUCCUUUUCUGUCUCGAGUAUCUGGUCCCAUUCUUUUGUAAGGGAUCACGGGUUUAAGGUGAAGAAAUCCACAGAGUCCAAUAGGUUCAGGUAAGACACCGUUUAUUCAAGCUGAUCAGCAUGAGGUGAACAGACAGCACUUCUGCAAGGGCUUCCACAGACUGCCGCCCCCUCCUCGGCUUUUUGCAAACCUUUAUACUCAAGUAAUACAAGGGUUUUUUGGUCAUGGAAAGUACUCUCUUUCCAGCCCCCCUCCCUUGACCUUUUGAUGGCAAGUACCUUCUUGCACCUGCAGACUUUGCGCUUAACCACAAACCAACUUCCUAUGUAAGCUCAAACUUUGUAUGACCUCUACAUGUCACUUCUUGUUUUUAAAACAUUUUCCUCCGUGCUGCUCCUUUUCUACGGGGAGGGGGUACAUUUCUUAUGUUUCUUUACUAAAGGCUUUAAAAAGUAAAGGUAGACCCCUGACAUUAAGUCCAGUCAUGUCUGACUCUGGGCUGAGGCUCUUGACCUUCAUGGGGAGCAAGGCUGUAUUCCUCGCCCAGGGAAAAGAGGAGAGACUUCAGGGCAACUUCUUGCCCCCUGGCACAAGGUGGACCCCAUUCUGGGCAACCUUCUUGGGCCAAAGGACUGUGCCAUUGAAGGCACUUGUGUGUCGGAGAGAAAGAGAGAGAGAUUUAUGUUUUAUCUUCUCCCUUUGUGUUUCCCUUUCUGUACAUAACAAUAAUGUGUUGUGCUCCUGACAAUAAAGUCUUCAGUUCCUUUUC